Molecule: messenger RNA, 1356 nt
Organism: Adineta steineri
Lineage: Eukaryota; Metazoa; Rotifera; Eurotatoria; Adinetida; Adinetidae
Source: the annotation of a GenBank genome assembly
AUGUACAUGUCUCGUGUAUUAUCUAACUUGAAACCAUACUACAUCUAUGAAAGAGCAAGAAUUGUCGGUUAUCUUCUAUUAUUUUUGCUUGCAUUUCCAGUGACACUUGUUAUUACAUUGAUUACAUUAGUUAUUCAUUGUGUUACCCGAAAACCAUCGAUUGUUAAUCCAAAUGCCAAACGAAUUUUGAUUUCAGGUGGAGGCAUGACCAAAGCAUUACAAUUAGUACGUUCACUAUAUAUGGCCGGUCAUUAUAUUGUUCUAACUGAAGAAUAUCCAUUUACAACUCAUCGUUUUUCACGAUGUAUAUCACGUUUCUAUGUUUGUGCUUUUACAAAAACAAAUCAUUCAGAUUAUAUUCAAUCAAUCGUUGAUAUUGUUCAACGAGAACGAAUCGAUAUAUUUAUUCCUGCUUCACAUUCGUGGUGUGAAUGUGCUGAUUCUCUCGUCAAAGAAGCUUUAUUACCACUUAAUUGUGUAACUGUUCAAGGAGAUUUGAAAGAUUUGGAAAUGUUAAGCAAUAAAUAUGAAUUCUGUACUCGAGCACGUUCACUCGGUUUAUCCGUACCGAAAACCUACAAGAUUACUGAUCCAAAACAAGUUCUUGAAUUUGAUUUUUCCAAAGAAAAAUGUCAAUUCAUUUUAAAAUGUAUUGCAGAUGAUAUUGUUACACGAUGGAGUUUAACUAAACUUCCUUGUCAAACUAAACAACAAACAAUUGAUUAUCUCAAUACUUUAACAAUUAGUAAGACAAAUCCGUGGAUUAUGCAAGAAUUUAUUCCGGGAAAAGAAUAUUGUACACAUGGUACAGUUCAUAAUGGAGAAUUAAGAUUAUAUGCAUGCUGUGAAUCAUCACCAUGGCUUCUUCAUUAUAAACAUGUCGAUAACAAACCUCUGAUUCUCCAAUGGGUGCAAGACUUUUGUUUACGAACAAAUAUUUCUGGUCAAGCGUCUUUUGAUUUUAUCGAAAGUUAUGAAGAUGGUCGACCUUAUGCCAUAGAAUGUAAUCCUCGAACACAUACUGCAAUUGUUGCAUUUUACAAUCAUUCAGGUGUGGCUGAAACCUAUGUAGACACGAAACAUCUAUUACAUGGUCCCAUUCAACCGUAUUCGAAUACUCGUGAAUGUUAUUGGCUUCAUCAUGAAUUAUGGGAUUUACUCAACGUAAGACAUAUGGAGGAUUUUCUUCGUAUACUACGACGAUUGUUCAACGGAAAAGAAGCAAUUUAUUCUGUCGAAGAUCCAUUACCAUUUUUUCUUCAUUAUACACUUCAUAUGCCUUAUGUACUCAUUUGCCAUCUACUUAAUCCAACACCUUUUACAAAAGUUGAUUGCAAUCUAUCACUUAUUCUCUAA